AGAAAAUGGUGAACGGUCUAUUUUACCAAAAUAGAACAACUUGAUCUAGUUCGAUUAAUAUAUAUUUACGAAGGAAGUAUGGCUGACCACAACAUCGCUCCAGUUUUCCUCAAGUCUGAUUCAGUGUUAGGAGAAUUUCUCCUGACAGCACAUGAGCGCCUUGAAACAGCAAACCCUAAUCAUCACGAAAGCUACAUAUAUGAUAUGGUUAUGGCAUGGAUGCAGGAUGUGUGCAUAGAACAGGUUCUGGAAGGACUAGAGUCGGAAAAUAAUGCAUUGUUAGGAGUAGACUUCUGGGAAUCCUUAAAGAAUGGCACAGUGUGGUGGACUGCAGUGCCUGGUGGUUUAUAUGUGUAUUCUUAUGAUGGACAGCAUUUGGAUUAUGGAUCUGCUCGUCAACAUGAUGAUUUGAUUGUAUAUCAUCAACGUUAUGUUCAGUGUUUAGAAGAACAUUACACUUUGGUCACCACAGUGGAGGUGUCUGAUCCAUCACAGGACUGGAUCAGCCAGGAGAUGAUCAAACCUCACAUAAGGGUCAUCAAGGAAAUGUUAAAGUUCACUGAUGCUCAUAUUAGGAAUGCUUUGGAAAUUCUUCGUGACAGAGGUGACGAGGUGACAUUUGCCAGCCUAGUACAUAUUUUGGUUCAGAGGGAAGAUGCCGUGGUAAAUGUCUAUGUAGGAACAAGGCAGUAUGCUUUCUCAGCAGACGUUCAACUGGUCCUCCACGAAUGCUACGACAUCUAUGGAAGAGAGCCAACUCAAGAGGAGUUUGUUUUCCAAUGGAACCGCAUCAAAGGUACUGGCAUAGAGCAUCUGAUCAACCAACUGGCUGAAAAGGAUGAACAGGUGACCAAUAUAAGCCGUGACAAAGACCGUCUCCAGGAGAGGGCUCGUCUCCUUAACAACCAGGUUGCUAUGGAGCAGGCGCGAGCUGUACAGGAGAGGAAUAGGGCAGACCGUCAACAAAGGGAGAAACUAGAAGUUUUGAGGGAUGCAGACAUUGUCAUGGAGGCUAGAAACGAGGCACAAGAGUUGGCUAAUGCAGCCAUUGACGGGAUCAUACAAGAGCAGAACAAAGCUAAGGCACUCGAGGAGACAGUGAGGCAUGUUGAAACAGGAAGGCUGAGGUUAGAGAAGGAGAAGGAGGAAGUGAGGGUAAGGGCUGUUAAGUUAGAGAAGGAGAAAGAGACAAUAGAGAAGGAGAAAGAGACAAUAGAGAAGGAGAAAGAGACAAUAGAGAAGGAGAAAGAGACAAUAGAGAAGGAGAAGGAGGAAGAGAGGGUAAGGGCAGAGGAAGAGAGGGUAAGAGCUGUUAAGUUGGAGAAGGAGAAAGAACAGCUGAAGCAAUUUUUUGAAGAAGAAAAGAGAAAAAUGAUGGCUCAAUUUGAGGCAGAAAAACGACAACUCCUCUUACAAAUGCAGCAGGCAGCUGUGUAUGCAAGGUGAUUGUGGUGGUGUGUAUGUGAUCAUUGGUGUGUGAGAGUAUGACAGUGAGUGUGUACAGCGGAGAGUUAGAGUGCACCUAAGUAUGUCGGCCAUGCCUUUCUGACAGUGCGACAUGUACAGGGGAGAGAUAGAGAACAUCUCUGUUUAUUAUACCUUUACGUUUUUUUCUCUAUAUUAAAGUAAUGUGAUAAUUUGACUAACAGCCUCGAGAGGAUUGCGCAUGUGUUUCCAGGACUAUCACACCGUGUGACAGUUCGAAAAAACUGUCACACGGCAAACUGUCACGCCCCUGCUGUAACGUCGUCAGAACGUUUGAAAGACACAACGACAUGCAAGCGCUGAAUUGACACAGAUUGUUUGUUGUUACAGACGGUAGCCUAAGAUUUUGUUUUCUCUAGCUCUCACGAAACUGUCAAACAUGGAUCAACACACGUGUUUUCAAAAUGCCACAGACGUAGAGAUCGAGUCAUUAUUAACGGACAGAGAUAGCCAAAACACUAAAAGGGUCAUACAAACGUCUGUCAAGUUAAUGUAGGACUAUAUAGCAGAUUCUCAUACCAGCACAAAUAUCUAUAUAGAGAAAAAAAUGUAAAGGUAUAAUAAAACAGUUAUCAAAUGGAGUAAUUCGGGCAAUAGUAAUUUUGUCAGCCCCUCCUCAACAACGGUUGCCAUCGGGCUAAAUUACUAUCGCCCUCAUACCCAUUUGAUAACUGUAUAAUGUUGUCCAUGCCCUUCUGAUAGUGAGGUGUGUAGACAUAAAGUUGCCAUAAUUUCAUUAGGUAUGAUUGUAAUAUGAAUGGGAAAAGGUAUCUGUGAUUUUCAUCCUGGUGUUUUUAAACAAGAGAUUACAGCAAUACUAUCUAUGCAUUGUAUUUAUGUAGCCAUUGCUGUUCAUUGUUUAUUUACAUUACAUAUUUAUUCAUGUAGAGUUACUGUAUAUGUUACAUUAAUUAUGUUUAUCAAAUAUUCGUGUCCCAAACAAUGAAUUUACCUUGAAUUGAGGUUGUUUAUGUAACAGAGACACAAUGUUGUGUACAGAUGUUUUUGUUUUGCUUCGUGUAGCUCAUUACUGUAAUCAUUAGAACGUUUUGUUUCCAUGCUUUCGUAGCAGCUUUUACAUGUUGGAUUUGUGACUUUGACAUCAAACUUCAGUCAAACUUUCUUAUCUCAAACUAUGAUGACUCAAAAACUCUGUUUAACUCUUAAGUGAAAAUACAGUUUCAACUGUUAAAAUUCUAUUUUAUUAUGAUAUAUAUAAUAUAUGUUUUAUUAGCUUGAAUACUGGGGAUAUCUCAAAGUGUUUUCAUGACCAAGUUGUGUGUUAAGAUAACGAUAUAUAUAUAGUAACUUUUUCACUGUUUAGGCAACUGAUAUUUGUUUAUACAGGACAUUUUGUCCUAACAGUUAGCCUAAACACAUCUUGUUUUGUAUGUUAAUGUUAAUGGAUAUAAUUUUCUCCUCUGAUAGAGUAGUCUCCCUUCCAUAAAUAAAAUGGCAGCAAUAGUGUUUGGUAGUUAGGGGAGAUAACUGUGGCAUGUCUGCCAAAAUACCCAUAAUAUUUAUAGUUAUCAGUUUUUCACUGUAAAUUUUGUAACACAUGUUUCAUUUAUAUCAUUAUUUUGACAAGAAAUCAUGUAUUUGUCCUUAAAAAUUUUCAAAUUUUUAUGUUUCUCAUUCUCAAGUCGCUUUUGACCAAAUUUAAGAGUAAAGUAUUUUUUCAAACAAACAAUUAUUUUACUUGCAUUGAAUUGAGACAGUAUUUUUACAUAGAUGAUAUUGAAUGAUUUCUUGUUGAAUAUCACAUGUUUUUCACGAAUAUAGCAGAAUAUCAAUAUUUUUUACAAUGGCAGAUUGUUCUUGCGGUAUGGCAGCAGGGUACUCAAUGUGUUUUAAAGUACACAGGCAGCAUUAUCAUCUCUACUGUAUCAUACACAAUGACAUGACGCCUCUGUAAUAAUCUCUGUUAUAACUACAGUCUUUUGAUUUAAAAGUGCUACAUUACCUACUUCACUGAUUUUUUAUACAGAGUAAAGUGCUUUUAUAUUUUCAGUCAAAAAAUGACAUUUUUAAUAUUAAGAAAUGCAUAUAAUCAAACGAUAUUGAAUUAUUUCAGUAAACUAACAUUUUAUAAUGAAUAGGUUUUAGUCGUUGAUGUAAGAUUUUUAAAAGAUGUUUUAGCUGGUCUAAUUUUACAAUUUAGGAUUACCACAGUUUUAUAUAAAGUGCUAUAAUUAAUGGACUGUCUUGUAUGUGAAGGUCGACUGUCUGUGACAUGUAUAAAGCUUUCUCUGUUAUUUAUAUUUACAUUUUGUACUUAUUUCAGUACACAAUAUUCGUUUAUUAUAGACCUUUGUGGAGGUUGAUAUGCUGGCCUUUAACCUGAUGCAAUGAUUUAACAUGAUCUGUACCAGCAACUGUCUGUUAUCAUUUUUGUUGGAUCUGAUUUAUUAUAUUCCUACGCAUGACUUCCAUCAGUAGUUGUUGAGUGUUUUCUGAUAAUGAUUUAGGGUACGUUUGAUAUUGAUGUAUCAAUUAUUGUUUUUAGAUAUGUAUUAAGUAUAGUGAUGCAAUCAUGAUAAAACCAGAUGUUUAAAUUGUACUCUUUACAUUGUCAUGACCUUGGAUGGUCUUCAUAGACAGUAUUUGCUCUACGAUAAUUGAUUUAUUUUAAAAUGUACUUAUGAUACUAUGGAUGUCAUGGUAUCCUUGUGUGUUAUUGGUUCAAGCAAAAGUUACUUCAAAACAUUAAUUGUUUAUAUGUUGCAAAAUGUGUCACAUUCUCAACAGAGUUAUAGCCCUUGGUAUAAACUUUUGCUGAGGGAUUAUGUGUCAAAUUCUUAACACAUUCUGUCCUCAACAUUCACCAGUAGACGUGGGAUGAAGGUCAGACCAGGCUAAUAAUCUUGAUAUUGUUUACAAUAGAUCUUAACAUAUCUACAACUGUAAAUACUACAAUAAAAUGUAAAACUUAA
Molecule: messenger RNA, 4418 nt
Organism: Pecten maximus
Lineage: Eukaryota; Metazoa; Mollusca; Bivalvia; Pectinida; Pectinidae
Product: golgin subfamily A member 6-like protein 22
Exons: 6
Coding region: 79-1446 (455 amino acids)
Source: RefSeq, a predicted model, not a curated record